GCUAUUGGUAGUGUAGUUCCACUAAAAGUAACCAGAAAGUUACCAAACUACGCAGACAUAACCUACAAUAUUUGCAACCUCUUCAUAAGAUAAAAACUUAAAAAAUCGAAUAAUUUCAUACUAUUUACGAUAAAUUAGAACAAUGGCGGAUAGAUUAACACAAUUACAAGAUUGCAUUAACCAGCAAGCUGAACACUUUUGUAACAGCAUUGGAAUUCUCCAACAAUUCGCGUCACCGAGCAAAUUCGGCAGCGGCGGAUCACAAACUCCUCAACAACAAUCACAGGAAGAUUAUGUGCAGUUAUUCACAACGCUAAUCGCACGAUGUGCAAAAGAUAUUGAUACUUUAAUAGAAUCACUUCCAAGUGAAGAAAACUCCACUGAAUUACAACUAAAAAGCCUACAAGUCCUGGAAGGUGAGAAUCAGGACGCUGCCGGGCGUUUAGAGAAUAUUGUACAGCAUGGCCAGCAAAUUUUGGAGAAAAUUCAAGAAGCUUUGAGUGACAUUGCACAGGCACAGCUUGAUAUGCAGAAUAUGAGCAAGUUGAAUCUCCAGCAGGAUGCAACACCAGCAACAACAUCAUCGUCGACAUCGAUUAGUACCCGGCAAGCAUCAUCAAUAAAUCUAUAGAGUUAUCGAAGAAAUUAA
Molecule: messenger RNA, 649 nt
Organism: Dalotia coriaria
Lineage: Eukaryota; Metazoa; Arthropoda; Insecta; Coleoptera; Staphylinidae
Gene: MED21
Product: mediator complex subunit 21
Exons: 2
Coding region: 143-631 (162 amino acids)
Biological process (GO): regulation of transcription by RNA polymerase II
Cellular component (GO): mediator complex
Molecular function (GO): transcription coregulator activity
Source: RefSeq, a predicted model, not a curated record